UUCAGCCAUACAUCUUCAACUCUCCAACAAAAUCGUCAACGAAGUCGCUUGCGUUUCAUCGACUAAAAAAUUCCCUUUGAUUUGUGUCUCCGUAAGAAAAGAAUUUCCUGAUCAUGGCCGAUGGGGAUUUGACUCAGCAGCAGCUACAACAACCGUUGGUGACUAGGGAGGAGGAAGAGAGGUUGAAGCACCUGGAGUUCGUGCAGGUGGCUGCACUGCAAACGAUCAUUUACUUGUCCAACCUUUACGUUUUGGCCAAGGAGAAGUCUGGCCCUUUGAAGCUUGGCGUUGAGACCGUCGAGGUCACAGUCAAAAGUGUUGUCGGACCCGUCUAUGACAAAUACCAUAAUGUUCCUAUUGAGGUCCUCAAGUAUGUUGAUCGUAAGGUGGGUGAAUCCGUAACUGAAUGGGAUCGUCGUGUGCCCCCAGUCAUCAAGCAAGUCUCAGCUCAAGCAUUCUCGGCAGCUCAAAGGGCUCCAACUGUAGCUCGUGAUGUAGCUUCUGAGGUCCAGCGUACCAGUGUGAAAGACACCGCCACUGGACUAGCAAAAACAGUGUACUCAAAAUAUGAGCCCACUGCCAAGGAGUUCUACAAUAAGUAUGAGCCUAAGGCUGAACAAUGUGCCGUAUCUGGCUGGCGCAAGCUAAAUCAGCUCCCGUUCUUCCCUCAGGUGGCUCAGGUUGUGUUGCCAACUGCAGCAUAUUGUACUGAGAAAUAUAACCAGACUGUGGUUAGCACCGCCGAGAAAGGAUACAGAGUUUCUUCAUAUCUGCCUUUGGUGCCUACAGAGAAGAUUGCCAAGGUGUUCAGUGAGAAAGAUGUUGAACCACAGUCUUUGGUCUCCAACUGAGGCUUGCUCAAGUGCAUUGUUGGUUAUUUUGGUGAAUUGGGACAAUAUUUCAUGCUUCAUGGAUGUAUUGUUUGUGGUUUUAUGAUGUUUCUUUCGGUUCUUGUUUUGUCCGAAAUGUAAUGUUCAUAUCUACAAUUUUAUGGUGAUUGAAUAUCUAAUCUGUGUUAAUGCUCCGUUUGGUUCAUGUAGAUUACUAAAUUCAAGUUUUAGUUUUAUAAAACAUAUAUUGAAUAAUUACUAUAU
Messenger RNA from Tripterygium wilfordii, 1094 nucleotides. Its product is annotated as REF/SRPP-like protein At3g05500. The transcript is spliced from 3 exons. The record is from RefSeq and is a predicted model, not a curated record. The coding region runs from base 114 to 851 and encodes 245 amino acids. NCBI's taxonomy places the organism in Eukaryota, Viridiplantae, Streptophyta, Magnoliopsida, Celastrales, Celastraceae.